This is a messenger RNA of Oncorhynchus kisutch (coho salmon), 1047 nucleotides long. RefSeq names its product olfactory receptor 6N1-like. NCBI's taxonomy places the organism in Eukaryota, Metazoa, Chordata, Actinopteri, Salmoniformes, Salmonidae. Gene Ontology annotation, cellular component: membrane. Gene Ontology annotation, molecular function: olfactory receptor activity; G protein-coupled receptor activity; odorant binding. Bases 1 to 1047 code for a protein of 348 amino acids. Gene Ontology annotation, biological process: G protein-coupled receptor signaling pathway; detection of chemical stimulus involved in sensory perception of smell. The transcript is spliced from 3 exons. The record is from RefSeq and is a predicted model, not a curated record.
AUGGACCUUGGAGGAGAUAUUAGAUGGAGCAGGACCCUGGACACAGCGGGGGAGUAUCGCAGUCCUAAGGAGGAGCUAGAGGCAGCGAAAGCGGAACGGCGAUACUACGAGGAGAAAUACCGGAGAAUAGAGGAACUGCGAUACGGAAAUCAUGGGGCUCAGGGCCUGUUCCCGAGCGAGCCAUAUAUCCUCCGCCUCGGGCUCAAUGCUUGUGCACCCCUUGGUGUGAAUCUGAUUCUGAUCAUAACAAUCAUUCAGGAGAAAGGUCUCCAUGAGCCCAUGUAUAUCUUUCUGUGUAGUUUAUGUAUCAAUGGAUUGUAUGGAACUGCUGGUUUCUACCCCAAGUUCUUACUGGACCUUCAGUCAGAUGUUCAGGUGAUAUCUUAUGGUGGAUGUUUCACUCAAGCCUAUGUAAUAUACACAUCUGUCAUGUGUGAAAUUUCUACUCUAACGGUGAUGUCUUACGACAGGUAUGUGGCAAUAUGCAGACCACUACUAUACCAUACCAUUGUGACAUCUUUAACUGUUAGAAAGUUACUCUUAUUUUCUUGGUGUUAUCCUUUAUUCAUAUCACUAAUAGCACUUAGUUUAACAGUCAGAAUUCCUUUGUGUGGAUCUCGCAUUGAUAAGAUCUUCUGUGACAAUCCGUCUAUACUGAAACAUGCAUGUUUACCCAUAACCAUUAAUCAGAUUUUGAACAAAUGUAUGAUAUUGGUUCAUGUUUUACAGAUACUUUUCAUUGUAUUUUCUUACUGUCAGAUUGUCAGGACUUGUGUAAAGUCGUCUAAGGGAAGGAUUAAGUUCACACAGACAUGUGUGCCACAUUUAAUAACAAUAUUUAUGUUCAUCACAGUGACCCUGUUUGACAAUUUGCAAGGGUGGAAUAAUGUAAAUAUUACACUAAAUAUGCGUAAUGCAAUGGCCGUACAAUUCCUUGUUAUACCACCUGUCUUUAACCCUCUCAUAUAUGGACUUAACCUCAAGCAGAUUCGAAGAGCAGUUUUUAGAAAGUGUAAUGCACAUAAAAUCAUUGAUAUGAGACAUUAG